This is a messenger RNA of Podospora anserina S mat+, 831 nucleotides long. RefSeq lists its product as uncharacterized. The transcript has a single exon. NCBI's taxonomy places the organism in Eukaryota, Fungi, Ascomycota, Sordariomycetes, Sordariales, Podosporaceae. Gene Ontology annotation, molecular function: DNA binding. The record is from RefSeq and is a predicted model, not a curated record. Gene Ontology annotation, biological process: transcription by RNA polymerase III. Bases 1 to 831 code for a protein of 276 amino acids. Gene Ontology annotation, cellular component: RNA polymerase III complex.
AUGCCUAUGGGUAUCCGACGUGUGCAGCCAAAGUCUCAGGAGGACAGCACCGAGGACAAUGCAGGCGAAGAGGAGGAUUCCGAUGAGGAGGGCCUCUUUGUGAAUGACAAGGAGCGGGCUGCGAAGGAUAGGCUUGCUGCCAAACAAGCCGCCAAGGUAAAGACUGAGGGCGGUGGCCAGGAUGUUGAUAUGGACAGCAUUCCCCCUCGCUAUGGGGAAGCCGACACAGCCGGCUACGAAGAUAUGUUGUUGGUGGAUACGAGCCAGAAGCUCCAAAUCAGCAGCGGAAAAGCUGAGGAACUGCGGAGACAGCGCCGCCUCUUUUCGGAACCGUUGGACGACCGCGCGUUUAUCUUUCAGUUCCCCGUCAGACCACCGCUUUACGUCGUCAAAGAUGACGGCUCGCUCGCCAAGACUGAGGGCGACGACGAGGUGGUCACGCUGGACGGUCAGCAACAGGGCAAUGCUUCCGUCGAUCUGACUACCGGGGUUAAGGAGGAGGAGGUAGCAGAGGAGGAGAGCAAGGAGGAAGAGGAAAAGCCAGUGGUGCCGCAGGCGGGAUAUCUGGGCAAGCUCAUCGUGCGAAAGUCGGGAAAGGUUGAGAUUGACUGGGGUGGCUAUCCCAUGGACUCGGGCACUGGUGUUGCGCCCAGACAUUUGUCGACCGCUGUUUUGCUUGAGAUGGAGGAUGCCAAACCGGGCGAGCCGCCCAGAGGGUUUGCCUAUUCGAUGGGCCGUGUCGAAGCGGUCUUUUCUUCUGUUCUUAGGACCAGUGAUAUGGAGCCGUGGGUGGUGGAUGGGCAGGUUCCCGGUGCUGCUGGGAGCGCUUGA